Molecule: messenger RNA, 589 nt
Organism: Closterium sp. NIES-67
Lineage: Eukaryota; Viridiplantae; Streptophyta; Zygnematophyceae; Desmidiales; Closteriaceae
Source: the annotation of a GenBank genome assembly
CUCAUUGGUGCUCUAUCAGCAGAAGAUUAACAGCACUAAGGCGGCAGACGCGGACGUUAAAGCGUCGAACACGAUUGCGCAGCAGAAGCUGGCCGCGCAGCGCACUGCGAAAGCGGCGCUUAAUACCAAGGUGGCGCUCCGCUCGAGCCAGGAGAAAACGGUCGGGGCGCUGACGACGCGGUUCAACGCGAUGAAGGGGAAUGCGGAUGCCGCGGAGAGCGAUGCGGUGAAGAAGGGAGUGAAACUGGACUAGUAAACUUGACCCUUCAUGCCUCCGGGCUUGUGCUUGUGUUGUGAAUGGUGACGUUGGCGAAAGGUUGGUUGUUUCCAGUGGGGGCAGCUGAGUCCCGGAGGAGCAAUUUCCAGUCCGCCCACCAACGGAUGGGCUAAUAAAGAAAGCUCCUGGGUUUUCCCGGUGUACUUUCCAUGUAGGACUCAAAGCUGCCAGCGGAUUUCGUGAUUCAUGAGUCGAUGUUUGUGGUCUACUUAUUUCUCCAACCAUCUUGUUCCCCCCUCCCUCGGACGUUGAUAACUCAGAUGCGAGAAAUUGUUUCAUUCUUGUACUCCAUUUCCUUGCACCGACAAUCUU